ACCUGUCUUCACGGUCUGAUCUGUCUCGCUCCUGGCUAUCAGCAACUUUCAAAACAUAUAAAGAACGUUCUCCCUCUCUCUGUCUCUCUCUCUCAACCCCUAAGACCUGGUUUUUGUAAAAUAAACCAGGUCUUAACCUUAACCAGCUCCUGAUAUUAUUUUGUUCAUUUUGCACAAAAAUUUUGGGUAUUUGUAAUUUUUUCAGUUUUGAAUUCUCAGUUUCGCUUCGACAAUGAACGACCUCUUAACGGACUCAUUCGAGAUCCCUCGGGGUCAAGCUUCUAGAGGUGGAGAUAUAGAGUUAGGAGCAAACGCUCCAAUAAAUUCAGGAGAACUGGGCUUGGAGAAUUUCUUCAAAAAGGUUACAGAAAUUGAGAAACAAUAUGGGAAACUGGACAAUUUACUCAAAAAGCUACAGGAUAUAAACGAAGAGUCCAAGGGUGUAACUAAGGUUCCUGCCAUGAAAGCAAUCAAGCAGCGAAUGGAGAAAGAUAUUGAUGAAGUUGGAAAAGUUUCUCGUUACAUUAAAUCAAAAGUUGAAGAACUUGACAAAGAGAAUUUAGGGAAUAGGCAGAAGCCUGGGUGUGGAAAAGGAACAGCUGUGGACCGCACGAGAAUGGCAACAACCGUUUCCUUGAAAAAGAAGUUGAAGGACAAGAUGGCUGAAUUUCAGACUCUACGGGAAACAAUGCAUAAAGAAUAUCGAGAGGUCGUUGAGAGGCGUGUCUUUACAGUAACGGGCACAAGAGCUGAUGAAGAGACAAUUGAGAGAUUGAUCGAGACUGGAGAUAGUGAACAAAUUUUCCAGAAGGCAAUUCAGGAACAAGGGAGAGGCCAGAUAAUGGCCACUGUAGCAGAAAUUCAUGAGCGCCAUGAUGCCGUUAGAGAAGUGGAGAGGAAGCUUCUUGAUUUACAGCAGAUAUUCAUGGAUAUGGCGGUGUUGGUGGAUGCACAGGGGGACAUGCUUGACAACAUUGAAGUGCAGGUCUCAAGUGCAGUAGACCAUGUGCAGCAAGGGAAUACUGCCCUCCAGAAGGCGAAGAAGCUACAGAAGAACUCUAGGAAAUGGAUGUGCAUUGCAAUUAUCAUCCUCCUUAUCAUCGUUGCAAUCAUUGUUGUGGCUGUGAUCAAGCCAUGGAGUAGCAACAAGGGUGCUUAGCUGCUCAUCGGUCCAAUAAAUUCAUAUAUUUUAGACUCGACCCUGAAAUUUCUCUUAUUUGUGGUCCACGUUUCAAACCCGGCCUCUUGCUGUCCAUCUAUUUUAUGAUUGAUUGAGUAUUUUUAAUUGAAAUGUAUAUCACUAUAUCAUAUAUAUAAACUCAUUUUUUUAAAAAAAAAUUUUAAAUUAAAAGAAUAUUGAUUGAAGAA
Alnus glutinosa is the source of this 1368-nucleotide messenger RNA. Its product is annotated as syntaxin-132. Gene Ontology annotation, biological process: vesicle fusion; intracellular protein transport; exocytosis. The transcript has 13 exons. The coding region runs from base 233 to 1159 and encodes 308 amino acids. Gene Ontology annotation, cellular component: endomembrane system; SNARE complex; plasma membrane. Gene Ontology annotation, molecular function: SNAP receptor activity; SNARE binding. The record is from RefSeq and is a predicted model, not a curated record. NCBI's taxonomy places the organism in Eukaryota, Viridiplantae, Streptophyta, Magnoliopsida, Fagales, Betulaceae.